AUGACUUCGUCGUCAAAAUUACAAAGACGAGCCAAUGACAAAAUACGGAAAAGAUGGCAACUGUUCCACGCUACGGAUUUUGAAUCAUUGAUGUAUCCUACCUUCACAUUUUGCUACAUUCUUGGAAUAUUUCCAUAUAAAAUCAACUCUUCGGUCUUCGAAACUUCUACACUGCGUUAUAUUUUUUCAACCAUCAUUACCUGUGUUUACCUCAUUUCUUUAUUAUACAUUAUCUAUGUAUACGAAAUUUCUGGAAAUGGGUACAAAAUCAUACCCAGAAUUCUCAAUCGUAGUUGCUUCUACAUACUCAGUGGUUUUAUAGCGAUUAUCACGUACAUUUUGAGCGGUCCACGAAUGCGUUUGCUUCAAACUAUAAAGGAGAUCUCUUCAAAAUUGCCUUCGGAAUCAUAUCAGAAGUUAUCCAAACUAAUUCACACCAAGGAUCUCUUAGGUUCCUUCUUUCUUAUUAUUAUUCAACUGCCAAUAUAUUUCAAUGUAAAUGUCCCUAUUACAACCAAGAUUUUUGUAAUAUACGCUAGUCAGAUGAUACUUCAUAUGGAUAUGUUGUAUAUGAAUUGUGUUUGUAUACUAAAGGCUUGUUUCAAGGGAAUCAAUGAUAAUUUAGAGAACAUGCAGGAGCAUACGAUGGUAUAUCAUCUUGACAAAAUAUGCUACAAACAAAGAAGUUCAUUCUUGCUGAUCGAAUUAAAGACAUUGAAAAAACAACAUCUAAUGAUUAGUAACACAGUGCAAAUGCUGAACAUGAUUUUCAGUUUGCAACUCCUCGCUACUAUAAUUAUGACUUUUACCCAGAUCACUUUCACACUUUAUUUUUAUGUAUUAUAUUGGCAAAUAAACAUAUUCGUGUUUAAUAUAGACAACAUAUACAAUUAUAUGUACCCCAUAUUCUUGAAGAUGUGCACAAUAUAUUAUUUUAUAAAACUUACGUUUGUGGUGUGGGCUUGUGAGACCGGUAAGGAUCAGGCUCUGCAGAUUGGUAUCACUGUUCAUGACGUGCUUAACAGCGUCGACGAUAACGAAAUCAAAAGGGAGUUGCAGAUGUUUUCUUUGCAAAUUAUGCAUUGCGAUAAUACGUUCUCCGCGAAGGGUUUUACUGUGGACGCAACACUUCUCGCUUCGAUAGUGGGUAGCAUCAGCACAUAUUUAUUGAUCUUGAUGCAAUUUUUGAACAUGACAUAUUGCGAUGAAAAAAUUGCCACUAAUACUACACACAUUCACUGA
Molecule: messenger RNA, 1242 nt
Organism: Mycetomoellerius zeteki
Lineage: Eukaryota; Metazoa; Arthropoda; Insecta; Hymenoptera; Formicidae
Product: putative gustatory receptor 28b
Exons: 3
Coding region: 1-1242 (413 amino acids)
Biological process (GO): chemosensory behavior; sensory perception of taste; male courtship behavior
Cellular component (GO): axon; neuronal cell body; membrane
Source: RefSeq, a predicted model, not a curated record